GACCUACAGUUGAUCUUUUUCACUCUCUGUGAACAGCUUUCAGUUCUCCGGGCUGAGUUCACUAAAAUGGCAUUUUUCCACCUAGUUUUUGGUUUGCUCUGCAAAGCCCUUCUUGUCCUGUUCUCUCUCCUCUUCAUUGCCUUUCUGGGUUACUGCUUGUACAUUAAGUACAUUCAUAUGAAAUAUGACCACAUACCAGGGCCACCAAGGGACAGCUUCUUUUUUGGCCAUUUACCAACACUCCUGAAGAUAAUGAAAAAAGAUGGCUUAGUGCAUGACAAAUUCCUAGAAUGGUCUGAGACUUAUGGACAUGUUUUUAGGAUAAACUUUCUGCACUCUGUCAGUAUAUGCAUCACGUGUCCAGAAGCAACAAAGGAAAUCCUAAUGUCCCCAAAGUACACCAAGUCUAAAAAUGUCUACAAAAAACUCUUUAAUCUGUUUGGUCAAAGGUUUUUUGGGAAUGGCUUGUUAACAGCUCGGGAUCAUGAGAUGUGGUACAAACAGCGCCGGAUAAUGGACCCUGCCUUUAGUAGCUUGUACUUGAGAGGUCUGAUGGGGACCUUCAACGAGAGAGCAGAGAAACUCAUGGAUAAGCUCUCAGAGUUAGCUGAUAAUAACACAGAGGCCAAGAUGCUUCAACUUAUCAACUGCGUCACGCUUGAUGUCAUUGCUAAGGUUGCUUUUGGCAUGGAGUUAGACCUCCUGAACUAUACAUCACCUUUCCCCAAAGCCAUUGAGACAGUUCUAAAAGGGAUGAUGCACUAUGUAAGAGACUUCACAUAUGAGUACUAUCCUAGGAACAAACAAUUUGUUAAUGAAGUGAGGGAAGCUUGUCGUUUUUUGCGGAAAACUGGAGCUGAAGUGAUCCACAAGAGAAAGAUGGCUAUACAAAAUGGAGAGGACGUUCCAAAGGACAUUCUCACACAGAUCAUCAAGACUGCAGCCACAGAGGAAGUCAUGACUGAAGAAGAUGAGGAGUUUAUGUUGGACAAUUUUAUAACAUUUUUUAUUGCGGGUCAAGAAACAACAGCCAAUCAACUCGCUUUUUGCGUCAUGGAACUUGGAAGACAUCCUGAAAUCCUGGAGAAAGCAAAGAAAGAAGUGGAUGAUGUUAUUGGGAUGAAACAAGAAAUAAGCAAUGAUGACCUCGGGAAACUGGUCUAUCUCUCACAGGUGCUCAAAGAGACUCUGAGGAUCUAUCCAACUGCUCCAGGAACAUCCCGUGACAUAGAGGAAGACAUGAUAAUCAAUGGUGUUCACAUACCUGGAGGGGUCAGUGGUGUGUUUAGCACCUAUACUACUGGGAGGAUGGAAAUGUUCUUCAAGGAUCCUCUAAAAUUUGAUCCAGACAGAUUUCAUCCAGAUGCUCCAAAGCCUUAUUACUGCUACUAUCCCUUUGCUCUUGGUCCACGCUCAUGUCUAGGGUUGAACUUUGCUCAGAUGGAAGCUAAGGUGGUGAUGGCAAAACUGCUUCAGAGGUUUGAAUUCAACCUCGUCCCGGAUCAGACCUUUGACAUAGAGGACACCGGCACCCUGAAGCCAAAGAGUGGAGUGAUCUGUACCAUCAGACACAGGAAAUACAAAAAAUAAGCA
Cyprinodon variegatus (sheepshead minnow) is the source of this 1593-nucleotide messenger RNA. Its product is annotated as cholesterol 24-hydroxylase-like. The record is from RefSeq and is a predicted model, not a curated record. Bases 67 to 1590 code for a protein of 507 amino acids. Gene Ontology annotation, molecular function: cholesterol 24-hydroxylase activity; iron ion binding; heme binding. The transcript is spliced from 15 exons. Lineage: Eukaryota; Metazoa; Chordata; Actinopteri; Cyprinodontiformes; Cyprinodontidae. Gene Ontology annotation, biological process: cholesterol catabolic process.